Hermetia illucens (black soldier fly) is the source of this 3057-nucleotide messenger RNA. It is a transcript of the gene ValRS-m, whose product is annotated as valine--tRNA ligase. The transcript is spliced from 8 exons. Gene Ontology annotation, molecular function: aminoacyl-tRNA deacylase activity; valine-tRNA ligase activity; ATP binding. Gene Ontology annotation, biological process: valyl-tRNA aminoacylation. Gene Ontology annotation, cellular component: cytosol. The coding region runs from base 43 to 2958 and encodes 971 amino acids. NCBI's taxonomy places the organism in Eukaryota, Metazoa, Arthropoda, Insecta, Diptera, Stratiomyidae. The record is from RefSeq and is a predicted model, not a curated record.
CAUCAGCUGUGAGAUGUGCCGGAAUAACGUUAUUUGCGGGAGAUGUUUACAAUUCAAAGGUUGCGCAUUUAUCUUAGUCUCCAAAAAGGUCAACUGAUUAAAUUUGGAGGGCGGUUUUGCCAUGGCUCCAGCGCGACAAUUAAAAUUACAGCUCCACUGGCAGCGGGCUAUAAACCCAAAGAUGUUGAAUCUGAAAUCCUUAUGCCUACACCUACCGGCGCCCCAGCUGCUCAUAGGGAAGACCAGAUGACCUUUAGGAUGAUCCUACCACCGCCAAAUGUUACCGGCUAUUUGCACUUGGGCCACGCACUUAUGAGCACCAUACAGGACGUAAUUUGCAGGCGUAAGCGGCAAGAAGGAUAUCAAGUGACUUGGGUACCGGGGACGGAUCAUGCUGGAAUCGCAACGCAGGUGGUAGUGGAGAAGAAGCUAUUUAAAGAGAAGCAACAGACUAGACACCAAAUAGGUAGAACAGCGUUUUUGGAAGAAGUAGCGAAAUGGAAAAAUGAGAAGGAGAACAACAUAACACACGAGCUAAAACGACUUGGGUGUUCUUUGGACUGGGAGAAGGAAUACUUCACUAUGGACGAGCAAAGAGCUAAUGCCGUCACUGAAGCUUUCAUCCACUUUUUUGAUGAAGGAAUUAUACGCCGUCAAAAUAGCCUUGUCAAUUGGUCUUGUGUUUUGGAGUCAGCCAUAUCCGAUAUCGAAGUUGACAAUCAUGAAAUAAUUGCUCCCACUGGUAUACGCGUUCCUGGUUAUAAUAAGCCUAUUAUUUUUGGUGAAAUUCAUGACAUCUCCUAUAAAAUCAAAGGAACAGAUCGAACGAUCGUCGUAUCAACCACACGCCCAGAAACCAUUUUGGGUGAUGUUGCCAUCGCUGUGCAUCCGGAAGAUACUCGAUAUACCGAGUUUCGUGAAACUCCUACUUGGGUAGUACAUCCAUUUCGCAAUGAACUUCUACCCAUUGUUUUCGAUGAAAGUGUUGAUCGAGAAUUUGGAACCGGUGCUGUCAAAAUUACACCUGCUCAUGACAAGCAUGAUUUCGAACUCGCCAAGAGACAUUCAUUACCUUCAGUGCAAGUAUUCACAGAAAAAGGAACCGUUGUUGAAAGAUUCCAGCAAUUCUCAAAUGAACCUAGAUUUAUUGCUAGAGCAAACAUUAUUAAAGCCCUCAAGACUGUAGGUUUAUAUAACGGCGCUAGACCUCACAAAAUGCAAUUGCCUAUUUGUUCUAGAUCAAACGAUGUUAUAGAAUAUAUGCUUAGGCCGCAAUGGUUCAUAGAUUGCAAAAUCAUGGCCCAACAAGCAAUUACUGCUGUGGAGACAGGUCAAAUUAGACUUCACCCAGAAAAUUUCACAAGUGACUGGUUCCGUUGGUUAAAAGAUUGUAAAGAAUGGUGCAUUUCUCGACAAAUUUGGUGGGGUCAUCGGAUCCCCGCUUAUUUAUGUAAAGUUGAUGAAAAUUCAACCUGGGUUGCAGCACGUUCCAAAGAUGAAGCAGCAUCGAAAGCAGCUGGCAUUCUGAAAUUAGAUAAAAAGCGAAUCGAAGUUAGUCAAGACAAGGAUGUAUUGGAUACAUGGUUCUCGGCAUCAUUGCUUCCCCUGUCAGCGUACGGCUGGCCCAAUAAGAAGUGUACCUCGCUUAAUCUCAUGGAAACAGGUCAUGAUAUACUGUUCUUUUGGGUUGCGCGUAUGGUUAUGAUGGGAAUGAAACUAACCGGAAAAGUGCCGUUCACUGACGUCUUGUUGAACGGUAUUGUUUGUGAUGUUCAUGGUCGAAAAAUGUCGAAGAGCUUAGGAAACGUGAUAUUGCCUGAUCAAGUAAUUUAUGGAUCUACGCUAGAGCAACUAAGUUCGGAAAUCCAGAAAGCAUAUAGUAUUGGAACACUUUCGAAAGGCGAAAUGGAGAAGUCCCUGAGAGGUGUACAACAAACAUUUCCUAACGGAAUUCCUGAAUGUGGUACUGAUGCCUUGCGAUUCACGUUGUGUAGCUAUAACAUUAAAAGCCAUUACAUUAAUUUCGAUGUUUCUGAAUGCCAUACGAAUAAGCUGUUUUUCAAUAAAAUAUGGCAAGCGACGCGAUAUACAAUCAGCGCGUUUGAGAAGCUUGACAUCAGCAUGAACGGUGUGAACAUCCAAGAAGUCCAGUUAACUGACUUUGACCGAUGGAUUUUAAGCCGAUUAAGCGACACGCAAAGAAUAUGUGAUGAGGGCUUCGAGAAGUACAAUUUCCACUUUGCCGUGAAUGCUUUGAAAACAUUCUUUUAUAAAAAUUUUUGCGAUGUCUACUUGGAAACUACAAAAUUAAAUAUUGGAAAAGGCAACGAGUCUGCUAUAUCACACUGUGUUGUGCUGUCAACCUGCUUGAGUUUGGGAUUACAGCUGAUGUCACCAUUCACUCCUUUUCUUUCGCAAAAACUUCUUAAAUACUUACCAAAUAUUGGCAACUUUUCAUGUGAUCAAUAUUCAGACAAAGCUCUUGAAUUAGAGAUCGAAGAUGUUCUAGAUAUCUGUGCAGCAAUCCGACAAUUCAAAAGUCAAAACAAGAUAGCUAGGAAGCAUGAACCCAUAAUUCAUUUAUUUCCCAAGAGUCCAGAGGCUUUUAAAUUGGUAGAAAGAUUCAAGGAUCACAUUCAAACUUUAUGUCUAGCUAAUGGUAUUGUCAUAAACAGUACAACUAGUGAGAAAAGGGAAAAGGAUUUCAAUUUGGUGUCAACGGCGAGCCACUUAUGUUCGUUCGCAAUAUUCACCAACCAAAUUUUACAAAAGAAUGACAAGGUGGAUGCGGUUAAUACAAAGAAACUAGCAAAACUGCAAUCAAAUCUACAAAAGCUUUUGAAAACAAUUUCAAGUGAUGGUUACCAGAAAUCGGCCAGCAAAGAAAUACAGCGUAAACAUUUAGAAAAGAUCAAAGAAAUAGAAAGUGAAAUAAAUAGCAUAAGCGAUUUAAAGUGAGUAAAGUUGAAAAUUUAGAUUUAGGAGAAAAGAGAUGGAUAUGGAAUUGACUAAAAAGUGGACAAAUUUAUCGUUUUCGAAAUCCUGAAGUUCUGUGAA